AUGGAUGGUUACAUAUUUACUGAUGUUCAGUGUUUGAAUUCUUACAAUAUUCUUGCUCCAAACUUAUGGAGAAGAUAUUUCAGAAUGUUUGAGCUUGAUGAAAUCAUGCGACAAAGAGAGAGCAAAGAGUUUGCUGAGAUCUUAAAUAGAUUAAGAGAAGGUAAACAUGCUUCCAGUGACAUCCAAAAACUGAAGGAGAGAUGUGUUGAAGAACUUAAUUGUCCUAGAGAAGCUCCACGUUUGUUUAUUCAAAAUGCUCUAGUUGAUAGCUACAACGAAAAAGUGUGUGAAUCAUUUAGUGGUGAUAAAUAUGUGAUUAAAGCGCAAGAUAGUGUGAUUGGAGCAUGUUCUGCUGAGCUCAAAAGAAAGAUAAUGAUGCAAAUACCUUAUGUUCCUUUAAGAAAUUCCAAGCAGUUAGCUCAUAAAUUAAAGCUUGCUGUCGGGCUACGAACGGAAAUUGCAACAAAUGUGCGAACUGACGAUGGCCUUACAAAUGGUGCAAGUAACGUGGUAAAAUUAAUACAGUUGACUGAUGAUAACAAACCAUCUGGUCUUGUUUGGGUUCAGUUUGACUGCAAAGAUGUUGGCAAGAAGGCCCGACACGAAAACAGAAAUCUCUAUAUUAGAGGCAUUCAAGCUACAUGGACACCUAUUAAACCUGUUACAACACAAUUUACAGUGGGCAGAAGUAAAUCAGCUCAAGUUGUAAGAAAACAAUUUCCUUUGCGACCGGCAUCAGCCAAAACUGUACACAGAUCACAAGGCGAUACGCAAUCACAAAUAGUGGUAAAUCUAAAUACUAACAGGGCUAUUCCCCAUCUACAUUAUGUCGCGUUAAGUCGUGUUACCACAAUUGAAGGAUUACAUAUCACCGACCUUUGUGAGAAUAAGAUAUCUGCUGAUCAAAGAGUUGUUCAAGAAAUGGAACUGCUAAGAAUGGAACGUAGAUUGAAACUUUGUUUCACUCCAUUGUAUAUGUUGGAUCACUCCCAUUUGAAAUCUGUUACCUCAAUGCACGUUCUCUCCACAAGCACAUCGAAGAUGUUCGAAAAGACAUUAACUACUCAUCUACAGACAUCUUAAUAUUUACUGAAACACGGUUUAGCCCUUUAGACCCUGAUGAAAUGUACAAUGUUAAUGGUUACAGACUAUUUCAAAAUGAUAGUUCACACUAUUCUGGUCCAUGCCCAUAUGGUGGAACAGCUGUAUAUAGUCAAAUGCCUUUAAGAGAAGGAUAUCCCUUUGCACACAACAUAGAUGGAAUUGAGUUUACAAUUAUUAAAACUGAACGACAUCCAGAUUUGACUGUGAUCGCACUAUAUCGCUCUCCCCAGAUUGCUACAUCACGCCUAAUUUCUGCUCUUCGUAAUAUUCUUGAUCGAAACUCCUCUUCACAAAAUGUAAUUAUUGGAGAUUUCAAUGUAAACUGGGCAGUGGAAUCUGGCCGACAAUCGCUUUAUAAUCUAAUGAUUAGAGAAAACAACUACCGACAAUUGAUAUCCGGAUUUACGACAGAUAACCGAACAGUAAUCGACCAUUUAUAUACAAACAUAAUUGAGGAAGAAAUUCAUGCAGGUAUUCUCGAGACCUACUUCAGUGAUCACAAAGCAAUAUGGGCUUCUCUUACGCAGUAAUGGCAGUUAUAGUUUGCAUCUCUAAUCUAAGGUCGACAUCGUAAAAAAGAUAUAGCUUUAUUUCUGCUUUUAGCUCAUCAAUUUUUAUUGUGUGAUACAAUUUAAAACAAAAAUAUUCAUUGUGUUUUCUCACCAGACCACCAACAUAGUUCUCAAGCCUCCAGCACUCACAGGGCUUGCAACAUGUACGCACGGCGUACCUAUUUUUCUUUGUGUUUUCUUCAUGAAUUAUUAAUGUUUAUUAAUAUUAAUUUUAAACCAUUAGUAAGUUAAUGAAAUCAUUAAAGGUUUUAGUUGAAAAUUGAUAGCAACUCUUGCCAGCUAGAAUACUUCCACAUGCCCUAGUAGUUUCGGACGUAGUUUCUAAGGAUCCACCAGAUGUAUUUCAUAAGGAUCCACCAGAGGUAGUUUGUAAGGAACCACCAGACAUUUGCAAGGAUCCACCACAUGUAGCUUGUAAGGAACCACCAGACCUUUGCAAGGAUCCACCAUACGUUUGUAAUGAACCACCAGAUGUUUGUAAUGAACCACCACAUGUAGCUUGUAAGGAACCACCAGACGUUUGCAAGGAUCCACCGUACGUUUGUAAUGAACCACCAGAUGUUUAUAAUUAA
Molecule: messenger RNA, 2248 nt
Organism: Paramuricea clavata
Lineage: Eukaryota; Metazoa; Cnidaria; Anthozoa; Malacalcyonacea; Plexauridae
Source: the annotation of a GenBank genome assembly